Molecule: messenger RNA, 4619 nt
Organism: Xenopus laevis (African clawed frog)
Lineage: Eukaryota; Metazoa; Chordata; Amphibia; Anura; Pipidae
Product: provisional ortholog of insulin like growth factor binding protein acid labile subunit L homeolog
Exons: 2
Coding region: 3078-4139 (353 amino acids)
Cellular component (GO): plasma membrane
Source: RefSeq, a predicted model, not a curated record
AGGUGUUAUAGGGAGAAUUAUAUGGAGCAAUGGGGGCUCUAUGGGGAAUGUUAUAUGGAGCAAUAAGAGUAGUUUCAAUAAGAGCAAAACUAUUUGCAACAGUUAUACUAAAUAGGAUAUUAUAAUUCAAAUAAUCAUCCAAAAGAUUUUGUUCAGUUAACUGAAAACAAUCAGUAAUGUGUGAUUAAUUCGAUACUACACAAUUUAAAAAUGACUGAAUAUGAGAAUAUAGUUCAUUCUGCUCACAGGAUUCUUGCUUGUCUAUAUAGCAGAAGUAAAUCACUCGUUAACAGAUGGGAGAGAUUAAAUACAAAAAGGUAACGUGGUAGAAAAAUCAUAUGCUUUUGUGUAUUCUGAUAACGAUCACCACUUCUCUUAUAUAAAGAAAAAUAGCAGACAAAGAUAAUGGGGGGCGUUCGCCAGAGGGGAUCUCCACGGAUCUCUAUUUGUACAGAACAUUUUAAGGUUCUUGAUAUCAAAGGGCGGACUGGGUCUUCACCCUCUAUUGUCCUAAAAUGUAGUUGCCUAGACAAGACAAAUAAGGUGCAUAUCUUAGCAAACAUGGGCCCUGUGCAGCUUACAUUAAUGGGAGAUAUAUUCUAUAACUAUAGCAAAUUGGUGUAACUGAGCACCAUAGAGUAGGAGGCAGUCUUACAGCUGUAAAUUGAAUUUAACUUGGUCUGGGCUAUGGGAAUAAGCUGCAACUGGUGGCUCUCCUCUCACUCCCUGGCUCCCUGUACACGAGGGAGUGUUAAAUAAUGGACGAGCCACAUGCAUAUUUUAUAGCCUGGCCGCUAUUAUAGUGCUGAGUGACAAGCUGGAGUCCUCUUCACUACAUCCCAAACAAGUUUCCCAGAGGCUGAGAGAUGCGCCAGGCUUCCCGAACACAACCACAAAGCAGUGGAUUAUGGAGGUAAGCAGCAACAUUCUCUUUGGCUUCACAGAAUCACGUACAAGAGCUUGCAAUUCUUUUAGGUGGGACAUGCUUAGGACAGAAAGGUUUACAGCUAUGGCUUAUGGGCAGGUUUAUACAUAGAAAUAAGAGCUUGCACUUCAUUAACACAAGAACCAGCGUUGGAGUUAGAACCUGGUAGCCUCCUGUGUUGAUAACUGUGCCCCAUGGGGAGGACUUCCUUGGGUUUUAAGCCCUCUGAGCACCGUUGGAAUGGGAGAGAAAGCGUAACUAUCAUGUAGAUGUAAUAGAUCGUAUAUUAUUUAUGGAUUUUAAAUUCUCCAAUAGCCGAUCUCCAGUUUGGAGCAGAACCAUUUAUCCGGUUUCAUGGGGCCCACAUACCCUAGUGAUAAGCCAGUUGACUGUAAAACAGACUGGAAUAUAAAUAAGAGAGUCCCUACUGUGUAAAUGUCAGGAAAUAUCAGGAAUAGAAUUACAUGUUUUAAUCAUUAGGGUCACCUUAAGUGGAGCCUAGAACAAAAGGCACCAUGUACGACUCAUGAUUUGAAUAACGUAGGGUGGCCAAUUUAUUGCCAGGGAUGUAAUUUGGCAUCUCCAGACUCCAAUAGCACCUUUACCCUCUCUUAUAUAUUUAUAUAUCAUGGCACAAGAGGAAGAAAUUGAGUGGUUUUCUGGAUCUUUCUGUGUUCCAUCACCACCAUCAGCCACUGGGUUGGCUUCCUCAGUUCUUGUACCACGGUCUAUGGCCCUUAAAGGGGUUCUGUGAAUUGCAGAUGGGCAGCACUCAGGUUUUUCAUCUUGCCCUAUUGCCUUUUUGCAUUAAAUGUAUUAAAUGAGGCCACGGGCAAAGCAGCUGAUGAGAGUUGAUUCCCCAGCCAACAGCCGGCAGGUAACAUUGUCCCAUCUGUUGGAAAUUAGUGUUAUGUGUCAACAACAGCUGGAGGACGGCGGCCCUAGCCGACCUGGAGGAGGAAGGGGUGAAACAUGAGGUACAAAAGGAGAUGGUGUUUGGCAGUAACUGGAUCCCAAGGGAAGGAAUGGAGGUGCAUAGAGUAGCCCGACUAGAUGGGCAGAUAGAGAGCAGUUGCUAUAGUUCCUUCAGUGAGAGAUAGUGAUGGGCAGAGGUAGGCAAGGCAGAAUAGCUACUGUACAGAGAAGUGGGGCUGGUUUUGCUAAGUCUUCUUGCCAGAACAGACUUACAAUAAGGAGAUUUAAGACAAUGUCUUUUAUUUUAAAAACUGGGGAAGGUUGCCUUGAAAUGACAUUUUAGCCUACUAUACACACACUAAUGCUACUAGCACCUCAGUUAGUGUUCAUUUAUGGUGUUUCAGGGAGCAUAUCUACAGAGGAAGCAGACCCUGCAGCUGCAAGGGGGGCCCAGGAGGUAUAGAGGCCGCAUGGAGGGUCCUAGUUGAUAUACAAGCUCAAUAAAUAUUGAUCAACCUCUAGACAUAUUCGGGGGCCUGAAAAACAAAUUGUUCUGGGGCCCGUUAAUAUCUAUUUAUGCCGCUGGGUUUUCGAGCGAAUGAAACGGUUAUCGGGUUGUAAAGGUCACUCGUUUUGUCACCUUGGAACUGGGUCAAAUUAGUCUGAUCCUACUCUGACGAGAGGAUUUCAUCAAUGGUCCCAUGUGGUCCUCACGCAAUGAAAUUUCCAAGCUUGCCCUAUAGAUAUAUACCUGGUCUCUGGAUAGAUUUCAGUAGGUUGGUUUUUGUCUGGAAUGGCGAAGCUGGCAGUUAAUGAAGGGCAGUUAAUGAAGGGCAGUUUAUGGGCACCUUAUUAAAGUUAAAAAUAAACACAUACAUAUAUAUGAACAGAACCGUGUAUUUAUGUGCAAUGUUUUCGCAUUGUGCUGCCCUGUGCAUUGGUCAAAUGCCAAGGCCACUGUCCAAUCAGUGCUGCCGAGACCCAAGGGAUGGCACUGGAAGGGAUAACCAAGGCAUUAUCCGGUAUUAUUAAUCCUGCACAUGGAUUAGAUUUCCCUCUGGGAUUUGUGCUGCAGGACACACAUUUCUGAUUAAAUCCCUCAGUUUACAGGAAGAUGUGUAUGGAAGCGGACCAGGAGACGGGGUAUUUGAGGUGAUGGAGAUCUGCAGAAGAACAACCCAAAGUCAAAGCUCCAGCUGGUAAAUUAUGGGAAGAUAGAGACGCUACCUACCUCAAAAUGAUGGGACUGUUGCUUCUCCUUCUGAUCAUUCCACAUUCAUCUUGUAACUCAGUUGAGAACUGCCCUAACUUCUGCCUUUGCUACGAGUCUUCCAACCUUGUGGAAUGCAGGAAUCAGCAGCUCCUCGGGGUACCACACCAUCUGUCACACAGCACAUGGAUGCUGGAUCUACGGCAUAACAACCUCAGCAGACUGGAUCCUGCCUCCUUCCAAGCUUUGUGGUCACUUCGCAUUCUCCUCCUUUCAGACAACAGGAUUGAGGUGGUGUCCCCUAGAUCCUUCCGCUCUCUUGGCUUCCUUGAGCGCCUGGAUCUCUCCAAUAACCACCUUUCGAGUCUGCCCUUCGACUUCUCCAGAGGAUUAGGUUCCUUGAGAGAGCUGAAGGUACCUUCCAACCGACUGACAGUCCUGAGCUAUGAGAGCCUUCGUCAUUUAGAAAGUCUGGAGAAGUUGGAUUUGAGUAGAAACUUCUUGGUUUCGGUGGAGCAGGGGGCGUUCCGAGGACUGGCCAGGCUUCGUCACCUCCACCUUCAGUCUAACCUUCUUGAUACUAUAAGUGGUGGUUACUUUUUCAUGCUUCAGAAUCUCGAGCUCUUAGAUGUGUCAGCCAACAAUAUCAGCAGCAUAGCAGUGGAAUCCUUCACUUCUCUGCACUCACUAAGACUCCUCGCUCUCUCUGAUAACCAGCUCAGUCACCUUAAAUUCAAAACCUUCCUUAAUUUACAGACCCCAAGCACCCACAUCCAGGUAUCUGGCAAUCCCUGGGUGUGUGACUGUGAUCUACAGAGAGUAUUUGGCAAGAUCAACAGCGUGAGACACCUGCAUAUAGAUGACUAUGACAAUCUAACUUGUGCUGAUCCUCUACAGCUUUUGGGAGCAGCUCUAGUCUCAGUGGACAACCAACUAUGUGUGGCUGAGACGGCCACAGUCUUGGUUAUUACCAUCACCGUUCUGGUAACUGUGAUCGCUGCUAUCUUCAUGGCCGAGAGGAAUCGUAAGAAGAACCAGGACAAGAACUGGAAUGAAGUAGAUGGACCUUUCGAAACCCAGGACAAGUGAUGGGACAAUUUACACGAGAAGCUACAUCGAGUACAGUAUGUCUCCUGAAAUUUAAAUGUCCAUCUUUGGACCCAACCUGAUUAUCAGGGGGGCUUUUGUAAAGGGGGUGUUGAAAUGUGUUGUGUUUGCUAAUAUACUUUUAUUUGUCUGUAUGCCCAAGUCUGAUCACCAGCUGAAAGUUAGCGUUCAUGUUUGUACUAUAUUUGUUAUUCUUUUUUAACGGUAAGGUCUUCUCCUAUCCCUCACACGUUAUUAUGGUCUUCUCCUAUUAUUUAUUCAUUCUACCAGUCCAGCCCUUGCUUCUAUAUUAGGAUAUGUGAGCCUAUAAUGAGUCAGCCAUUGAAUUCUGAAGGAAAAUAUUAGGGGAGAGACCAGAAAGACUGUGAGCUCCUGGGAUUUUUUUCCCUCCUGGCUCUGAGUUCUUAUGUAGGAUGUGAUAUCCAUGCUCUUGAAUGGCAUUAAAUAUUAUUUUGGAUGCUG